GUGGGAAGGAGGGAGCCAAGGGUCGGUCGACCGGCUGCGCGAUCCGGAGCCGAGUAUCAGUCAGGCUCGAGACACCCGCGCGAACGGAGCAAGAAGGAGAGAGAAAGAGAGAUAAAGAUAGAGAGAGAGAGAAAGAGAGAGAGAGAAGGACAGCUAGAGAGAAAAAGAGAGAGAGAGAGAGAGAGGACGACGGUGGUUUGGCUGCUUCCCCUUUUUCGGUACGUUCUCCCGAUGCGCCCCCUCUUCCAGCGGCCUCUACUACCCACUCAGGCGAAGUAGUAAUCUACCCGGUUGUCUCGGCGUAGUGUCGCGCGGAGUGUCGUACGGGAUACGUGCAGGAGAGAGAGAGAGCGGCUCGCUGGUGUUGUUAUCCGACGUUAUCACAACACCCCCGUACAUUGCCCCUCCUCCUCCACCUUGUGCUUCUCUUCUUCGCCGUCUAAUCUUGUGUACCUUCGUCAUCUGCGAGUGAACCACGGACAGUUUGGCAGGGACAGGUCGGCGACGACGAGGAAGCGAGCUACUCCGAGCAACAGAGAGUGCGUCCACAGUGUGACCGCACGAGGGAUCACGAUGGCGGAGGUGGCGACGAAGAAAUCGAUCAAUGUAGUAAGUAGUAAGAAGAGCGAGGUGUGCGGUGUUCAGUCUAACAACGGUUUGAUUGAUUUGGAUGAUUUAACCGCGAGUAACAAUCAACUAAUUUCGUUAUGCGACGAAGACGACGAUGACGAUCUCGUACUCACGAACAAUACGCGUAAUGAGCUCGAUAAUGAGGACAAGAGCCUGCAGGAAUUGAUAGAGAGCGAGCUAGCGCUAAGGAUCUGCUCGAGCAAGAGCGACGACGACAUCGCCGAAGACCUCGAGGAACAAUCCGUCCCUCAACCGGAGACGAUCAAGAGGAUCAUCCUGGAUCGUCGACCGGAUCCUAUCGAUAUUAACGCCGAGUUUAUAGCGGCCGAGAGCGAACAUUAUGCUUUGAUCGAGGAACCCCACCAAAACGGACACGUAUCUCCGGACGCCAAAGCCGAGGUCGUAAAAUCGGAGCCGGUGUAUUCUCCCGACGAGGAGGAGGAACAGGUGUUUGUUGAACAGUCGGAAGUCGUUCAAGAAACGUGCGAUGACGAUUGGCUGUCCAAUCGAAAAGAACCUAUCGAAGAGUAUCAGGCAAUCACCGAGGAUCACGUCAUGCCUGCCACAGACGUCCUGGAUUCUAGUAACGUCACGAACGAGCUCAUCGACACGUCGAUCUCCCAAUCCUCCGCAACUAAGGAGGAGGGACUGGCGCAAGAAUUGCCGGGCGACGAAAAUCUUUAUCAUACCGAUGCCGAUCAAAAAAAUGAGAUAAAUGCAGACGUCGCUCAGGAUACGUGCAUCGAGCAAGCGUUGCUUUCGAGCAGCCAGCAGUUCUCCGACAACUUCGACGAAGCGAUCCAUCACCAAAAUCAAAGUUUCAAUAACCUGGAGUUUCCAAACGAAGAAUCUCCCAUGAACGAACAUAUCGGGAAGCUCGAGGAUUCUCCCGAGUACAUCGAAGAAAAGAUUCCUGCGUCGCUUAUUUCCCAGGAGAAACAGCCUUCCGAAAUCAUCGAAGAUGCAGACUCGAAGUUGAGCGAGGAACACGAAGAGGAUCCUCGCUGCAUCCGGGAACAAUUUGAAAACUCCGACGAUGGUAUCCUCAGCCAGCCUGAGAUAUUCACGGAGACGAUCAGUACGCAAGAGUUCCUCGCUUCGGAGCGCCAGAUGCUCAGCGAGGAGGCCAAUCAAGAGACACCUCAGAUCGUAGCGUCAGAGAUUACCGGUUCACCGGCAAUAUCAAUCCUGGAGAGCGAAUCCGUCUCGGAAUCUCCCAGAGACAUCGCGGAAGAAGCGCAGAACCCGGUGGACGAAUCCUCGAGCGAGCUGUCGGCGUCGGAUUCGACAUUCAUCGAGAAGACCGAGAUCGUGGUGUCGGACACGAGCGUGACGAUUUUUUCGGAAACGAAGCUGGUCGUCGAGCACGUCGAUGAGAAUUUGGACUCGUGGACGACGGUCGAGGAAGCCACGAAAUCAGCCGACGUCGAAGAGGACCGUGAGAUGGAACGCAGCAGUGACAUUAACGAGGCGACGAGGGACGAUAACGAGGGGAAAGCGGAUGAUUCGUUCGCGCCCCCGACGUCCCCUCGCGCGCCCCUGGCCACACCGGACGAGACGGAGACGAGCGAUGUUUCUAACGCCUGCGAUAGCGAGAGCCGCGAGGAAACGGUGCCCGCCAGUUCCGUGGUGACCUCCUCGAAGGUUGGAACGAAAACGAAGAAGAAGAAGAUCGAGGGCGUCGCAGGUAACGAUGCCACCUCGCCGAACCUUACGCCGCGCACAAAGAAAACCAAGAAGAGCAAGAAGAGCGAUCUCGAGAAGGAGAACAUCUCCGUGAACUGUAGCUUACGAGACGCAAGCAUGCAUACGGGUACUCGACGAUCGCAUUCAGAGAUGAUCGAUUUCUCCGACGAGGACGAUUUAUCGAACGUCAAUGUUAAGUCGCUGACACAGAACUAUGUCUCGGAGACGAGCCGUAGUGAUCAGGAAAAGUUGUGCAGAGAACGAAUCGCGACCGGCGUGUCCAUCAAGCAAUUAUGUCGCAGCUUUGGCGACAUCUCGAACAUGAGCGAUGGCGACCAGGCGGCUUUUGGGAAAACCAGCCACGCGGUGGAGACCGAGGAGAAAGCGAGAUCGAUGGGUGAUCUGAGAGUAUGCGAGCAGAGUUACUCGAAAUUCACCAAAGACGCGACAGUCUUCGCCAGGGUGUCGGUCAAGGCGCUCAGGGCUUCCUAUUGUAGUUUGGCAAGCUUAACGAGCGAGGGUAAGGACAAGGAUCAUGCAUGCGAGAAGCCGAAGUUUGAGAAAUCAAGCUUUAACAAAUUCGAUGCUCUCUCUAAGAAGACAGUUCUUCACGUACGUUCGGUCGAUGCAGGAAAAGUACAACAGCAGCUAAAUGCCGUGGGUCAAAGUGGUGGCGAAGCGAAUACGAAUUGUCGCAGCUGCGGCAAGGUCGUGUUUCAAAUGGAGCAGACAAAGGCCGAGGGUCUGGUUUGGCACAAGAAUUGCUUCCGGUGCGUGCAGUGCGGCAAGCAGCUCAACGUGGACAAUUACGAGAGUCAUGAAAGCACGCUUUACUGUAAGCCGCACUUCAAGGAGCUCUUCCAACCGAAACCGGUCGAGGAGUCCGAACAACCCGUGCGACCUCGAAAGCCGGAGCUGAUCAUACGGGAGAACGAGCCGAAAGAGUUGCCACCUGAUGUGGUCAGAGCUUCCGACAAACCCGACCUAGGACUCGAGGAACUCUCAAGCUUAAACGUCAAGUCGCGCUUCCAAGUCUUCGAGAAAGCUACCGCAGAGAAUGCCAAUGAAAUCGAGAGAUCGCCGUCGCAGAUCGCUGUCAAGAGAUCGCCCAGCAUCCUCAGUAAACUGGCCAAAUUCCAGGCGAAAGGCAUGGAUAUUGGCGUGGCGGACGAAUCUCUCAAUGGCAUACCCUACGAGGAAUCGAGCGAAAGUGAGGACGACGUGGAGACGGAGGAGACCGAAGAGGUGGAAACCGAGAUCAUAAAGGCAAAACGCACUACACGCGAACGACCGAUCAGUUUCUCGAAGAUGGACGAUAUCAAGAAUCGUUGGGAAUCCACCAGUCAGCAAGGAAGGCGCGAGAUUCAACGCGAGGCUAGGAAGGAAGAAAUCGCAGGAAUUCGCUCGCGAUUAUUCAUGGGUAAACAGGGUAAGAUGAAGGAAAUGUAUCAACAGGCAGUAGCCGGAAAUGACCGCGUCACAAAGAUAAAUGCGGCGGAGGAGAUCCAGCACUCGGCUACCCACGCUCGUUCCAUCAAAGAGAGAUUCGAAAGGGGUGAGCCAAUCGCAGCUUCGGACGAUGAAACCGACAGUAAACCGAAACCGGAGAAAGCCGACGAGGAGGUGAUCGCAGCAGGUAUCAGCAGAAAGUCGCGAUCGCUCUUUUUGGAACUGGACGCUUCUGCAGCGAAAACAGGACGUCCGGUAACGCCAGUGCAUCCGAAGACACCAACCGAGAACUCACGACGUGCACGAGACGCGUUCAUGGGUCGUCAAGUCUCAGACGAUGUGGUACGCAGCUCAGAUGCAACCGAGGAGGUUCACGUAGAAACGUCGGAAAUUUCGAACAAGUUCAAAUUCUUCGAGUCCUACAGGGAACCGGAGAAACAGCGAAAACAGUUUCGCAUCACGCCUCCUCGCGACGGUCAAGUCAAGAUGGAUUCACCGGAUCGCGAGAUAUACCGCGAUCCCGAUGUCGUCAGGGCCGAUGACAGGGUAGACGAGGUGGUUCACACGGACACGGCAAGAAAGAUGCUGUCCAUUUUCCGGCAGAUGGAGGAAAACGCGUGCAAGGAGGAACUUCCGGAGGGUCCAAAACCCCUGAAGCGCUUCACUCCGCCCCCCGAAGACAAAUUCGCCAAGGCAACGGCCUCGGACUCGGAGGAGGACGAGGAUGAAGAAAAUGAGGAAUCCGAGGGCGACGAGAGCGCCGAGGAGAAAGAUCCCAACUAUGUUCGUGCUUCUGACAAGGUGGAGGACGAGUUCUUGAAACAAGCGCAGAAUGCAGCGCGCGCCAAGACCCUUCGUGCUAAGUUCGAGCAUUGGGAGGAGACUGACGGCAAGGUCAGCAGUCAUCACAUCGCCGAAAUCGAAAUGGCCCAAGGUACUGGUGAACAAUCCAGCAUAGAAUCCGCGAGCAGUCUGAGAGCUCGUUUCGAGUCUCUCGGCUCGCAGAACAACGAAUCUCCGCGCGCACCGAAGGUCAAAGUUAAUCGAUUCGUGGAGAUCCAGACGAGCUGUACGGACGUGUGCGAGAGCUGCCAGAAGAAAGUCUACCCCUUGGAGAAGGUCGAGACAAAUAACAAAAUCUUCCAUAAGCAAUGCUUCCGGUGUCUCCAGUGCAAUUGCAUUUUAAGGAUGGACUCCUUUACGCUGAACAACGGCAAACUGUACUGCAUCCCGCACUUCAAGCAGCUCUUCAUCACACGGGGAAACUACGACGAGGGCUUUGGCGUUGAUCCACACAAGAACAAAUGGGCGACAACGAAUUCCAAUAAUUCCACGAGCCCAUCGCCGAUCGCGGUCUCAAAUGGCGAUCUCUGAUUUUCCAAACGGUCCCGUCUCAUUCUUUUCUCUUCUUGUACAUCGCUAUUGAAUUUUAAUCGGAUUCACAGGUGGAUCUAGAUGGAAAUUACUCUUUCUCUUUUUCUCGGAAAUAUGCAAGAUAGAUAUUAAUCAAAUUGAAAAGAAAUUUAUGUAUUUUUAUCGUUUUGACAUUUUUUUUAAAAACAAAAAGCUAGAUCCGCCUGUGGUCGGAAAAUAAUGCGCGAUGAUAAUUAUAAUAAAUUGUACAUUUUUUGUAUUACGUUAGGCCCGUGUGCGAAUACGCAUUAAUUGUAUAUUUAACAGUAAUCAUCCGCGAAAAAAAUUUAUAUCUAA
Messenger RNA from Camponotus floridanus (Florida carpenter ant), 5475 nucleotides. Its product is annotated as xin actin-binding repeat-containing protein 2. Gene Ontology annotation, molecular function: actin filament binding. Gene Ontology annotation, biological process: actin filament bundle assembly. The record is from RefSeq and is a predicted model, not a curated record. The coding region runs from base 574 to 5139 and encodes 1521 amino acids. NCBI's taxonomy places the organism in Eukaryota, Metazoa, Arthropoda, Insecta, Hymenoptera, Formicidae. Gene Ontology annotation, cellular component: plasma membrane; actin cytoskeleton. The transcript has 21 exons.